This is a messenger RNA of Poecile atricapillus (Black-capped chickadee), 1698 nucleotides long. RefSeq names its product NFU1 iron-sulfur cluster scaffold (gene NFU1). The transcript is spliced from 9 exons. The record is from RefSeq and is a predicted model, not a curated record. The coding region runs from base 68 to 826 and encodes 252 amino acids. Gene Ontology annotation, biological process: iron-sulfur cluster assembly. Gene Ontology annotation, molecular function: iron-sulfur cluster binding; iron ion binding. Gene Ontology annotation, cellular component: mitochondrion. Lineage: Eukaryota; Metazoa; Chordata; Aves; Passeriformes; Paridae.
CAGGCGCUGCCGCCAGGGGGCGCCGCCGCGCGCGGGCGGAGGCGGGAGCGGCCCCGGGGACGCCAAGAUGGCGGCGGCGCGGCGGCUGUGCGCGGCGGCGGGGCUGGGCGGGCGGUUCUGUCAUAUGCUGUUAAAAGAUCAUAAUGUGACAACUCAACAGCCUUUCCACCAGCUUCUGCAAAAGAAACCAUCCCUUCCAUCUGCAGUGUGGCAUCGUGCAGUAAGAGGCAUGUUUAUUCAAACUCAGGACACACCAAAUCCAAACAGCUUGAAGUUUAUUCCAGGAAGGGAAGUGCUGGAGUCGAGGACUAUGGAGUUUUCCACACCAGCUGCAGCCUACUGCUCACCUUUAGCAAGACAGUUAUUCCGGAUUGAGGGAGUGAAAAGUGUUUUCUUUGGGCCAGACUUCAUCACAAUCACCAAGGAGAGUGAAGACCUGGAUUGGAACUUACUGAAACCAGAUAUUUAUGCAACCAUAAUGGAUUUCUUUGCCUCUGGCUUACCUGUAGUUACUGAUGAAGCACCUAGGACAGACACAGCUGCUUCAGAAGAAGAUGAUGAAGUUGUACUGAUGAUUAAGGAGCUGCUGGAUACAAGAAUCAGGCCCACAGUGCAAGAGGAUGGUGGGGAUGUUAUUUACAAAGGCUUUGAAGAUGGGAUCGUGCAGCUGAAGCUGCAGGGGUCGUGCACCAGCUGCCCCAGCUCCAUCAUCACCCUCAAGAACGGGAUACAGAACAUGCUGCAGUUCUACAUCCCUGAGGUGGAAGGUGUUGAACAGGUGGUUGACGAUGAUGAUGACGUGGAGAAAGAAGCAAAUUCUACUUGAGCUUCGUCAUCUGUGGCCAAAUAACAUUUACCUCCUGGUGAAUGAUUUCUUCCUGGUGCCUGGCUUUGGCAGAUGGCUUUGUGACCAGGAAUUCUGUUCCUUCUUUCUGGUGCCACCGUGGAGCUGAGUUUGUGGUCCUCGUUUGGAUAACGAUUGGCUUGACAGCCUUUGGUGUGUUCCCUUUUCCAGUGUAAUUAUUCCAAUGAUCCCUAAACAGGAUCAGUGCAGCUGCUGGAGAAUCUCCUCUAUAGCACCACAUCAACAUAUGGUAGCCAUAGACUUUGCAUUACUUGAUAGAAAUUUGAAAAUUAAUAUUUCAGCUAAAUACUUCUUCAGCUUUCACAGAGAUUAAUAACCCACGGUUGUUUGAGUUACCCUCUCAGGAUCUGGGAAGCGGUGUGAAAUCACCAUGUUUCCUUUUACUCUGAUGAAUUACACAGUGCCUAAUUGUACCAGCGUAUUGAUGACCAAAUUCCUGCUGCAGGGCAGGGAAGGAAUGCCCAGGACAGGGUGAGCUGUGAGGGGAGCAGGGGUGCUGUCCCUGCCUGCAGGGUGUGUGUUCCUGCCCCUCACACCUUCCCAGGGCUCAGUGCUUUCCUGCACACCUGGGAAAUCACCUUAGCGCUGGGAAUCAGGGCUUGAAGGAGCCCAGAAGUGAUGAGGAGAUGAAGGGGAUGAAGAGGAUGAGGAGAGAGAGCCCUGCAGUCCCGGGGUACCUGCCUUGCCUUGUCCCGGUGUGUCCUUGCUGUGGAACAAAGGCUGCAGGUUUCUCGUGUUCCCGAGAUCCGCUGGCCUCCUCUCUGCUCUGUGUUCAGCCAGCAGCAAAUUCAAAAUGUGCCUUGUCCCAGCUCUUUUAUGUCUCCUGAUGUUGU